AUGAGGUGUAAACGGCACAUCGUUGAUCGGAGCAGCUCCGUCGGCGUCUGCGCAUCCUGCCUCCGCGAACGUCUUCUCUCCGCCGCCGGCCAUCACCGCCAUUGCCAGCGACCUGAUCUUCCGCCUCGGCCCGUUUCCCCUUACGUCUCUACCAGAAAAUCCGAUGCCGGAGAUCUCCCAUUGUUCUCUCACCACCGCUCUUUCUCCACCUCUCAGGUGGAUCCCCGCCCAUCCGUCAGCGGCUUUGUGGGGGGUAGCGGCUUGGUGGCGGAUUCCGUCUCGGACCAAUCGAUAAAGAAGAAAAGAAGAGGUUUCUGUCGGUUGUCCACUCUCUUCAGGGCCAAAUUUGACGAGUCCGACUCGGGUCUCGAGCCAUCUGUCUUGGAUCGUAGGUUGUCCUCUAGUCAUUCCUGCCGCGCUUCCACUACGUCGUCAUCGUCCUGGUCCUGGCUCCAGACGGUGAUCUCCGGUCGCGUGAAGAAGCAACCCAGCUCGUCCUUCAUCGAGGGCUUGAUCGCCGACUGCAAUAGCAAACCUCGGCGGGGAAUGUCGCCGGUGCGGGAGAAGGAGACAGAGGACGAGCCAGAGCCCCCGACGCUGGCUUCCGUCGGGGAAUCGCCUGGGAAUUUGAAGAGGACACCGGCGAGGAGGAAGCCACGCGCAGGGCUUGUGAAGAGUGUGUCGGGGAUGGCCUUCUGCUUGAGCCCGCUGGUGAGGGUGAGCCCAAGCCGCCAUGGGAGACGGAGAGGAAGCUUGCCGCUGCAAUUCAGGUGUUCCGCCGAUUCCAAAGCUCCGGCGAGGCCUCACAUCUGGACGGCGUCGUCUCGGUGCGCGAACCGGUCGAGGAAGCUCGUCGAUUUGGGGAAAACUCAUCACCGUCGUGAGUGA
Messenger RNA from Tarenaya hassleriana, 888 nucleotides. RefSeq lists its product as uncharacterized. The record is from RefSeq and is a predicted model, not a curated record. Lineage: Eukaryota; Viridiplantae; Streptophyta; Magnoliopsida; Brassicales; Cleomaceae. Bases 1 to 888 code for a protein of 295 amino acids. The transcript has a single exon.